Messenger RNA from Erigeron canadensis, 1143 nucleotides. RefSeq names its product probable methyltransferase At1g29790. Bases 1 to 1143 code for a protein of 380 amino acids. The record is from RefSeq and is a predicted model, not a curated record. The transcript has a single exon. Gene Ontology annotation, molecular function: methyltransferase activity. Lineage: Eukaryota; Viridiplantae; Streptophyta; Magnoliopsida; Asterales; Asteraceae.
AUGGAUUCCCCUCACAGCACUACUCAUACUCUGUCCAUCAUGAAUCUAUUCUAUCUUUUCAUUCUUUUGUCAUCAAACCUUUUAACCAUGUUCAUCUCCACCACUUUCUAUUUUUCAUGUUCGAAUUUAAACAUACAAACGGUUGAUACCGCCACGAGUAAACCGCUGCCUAGUGAAUUUACUGCCUUCACAUCACCAAAACAGCUACCAUUUGGAAUGAACUCAAAUUUCGGGUCAGAUAAACUAUAUCCUCCAGUUGGCAGCCCAUGCACCCUUUUUCGUAAUGAACUUGACCGCUACAUGACCUAUAAAGUCAAUGGAUACUGCCCAGAUGAUGAACUUUUAGCCCAAAAACUAUUACUUAAAGGGUGUGAGCCACUCCCUCGUCGCCGCUGUCGCCCAGCUGCACCGAAAAACUACGUCGAACCUUACCCAAUUCCAGAAAGCUUCUGGUCAACACCACCAGAUUCAUCUGUAGUCUGGACAACGUAUACUUGCAAGAACUACUCAUGUUUAAUCAACCGUAAACGAAACCAGAAAGGGUUUGAUGACUGUAAAGACUGUUUUGACCUUGAAGGUAGAGAGAAGACUCGGUGGGUUGAUGCCAAAGUCAGGGACGGUAUUGAGUUCGGGAUUGAUGAAGUAUUGGAAACUAAAAAACCUGGGUCAAUCCGCAUCGGACUUGAUAUUGGAGGGGGUGUUGCGACGUUUGCAGUAAGAAUGAGAGAAAGGAAUGUAACUAUAAUUACAACAUCUUUGAAUUUAAAUGGUCCUUUUAAUAGUUUUAUAGCGUCAAGAGGCGUUGUACCUAUGUACAUUAGUAUUUCUCAAAGGCUUCCGUUUUUUGAUAACACGUUAGAUAUAGUUCACUCGAUGCAUGUUUUGAGUAAUUGGAUACCGACGACGUUGUUACAUUUUAUGCUUUUUGACAUUUACAGGGUUCUUAGGCCCGGCGGUCUGUUUUGGCUUGAUCAUUUCUUUUGUGUAAGAGAACAACUUGAAGAAGUUUAUAUACCACUUUUAGAAAGUAUUGGAUUUGAUAAAGUGAGGUGGGUGGUAGGAAGGAAGCUGGAUAGAGGACCGGAGUUGCAAGAAAUGUAUCUUUCAGCAUUGCUGGAGAAGCCACUAAUUAACUCUCAGUAG